CCAGAGUCCCAGCCCAGGCGCAGAGAGAUGAGAGUGUCGGGCACCUGAGUGCAGCCCAGUCUGUAUCGUGUCACACAUAAGCAGCAGCCCCUCAGUCCACAUCAGCCGACACUGAGGAAGAAGAAGGAGAUGGGCCGCGCGCUGGGGAACGUGUUUGUGUUGCAGCUGGUCCUGUACUUGCAGUGUAUUCACUGUCAGCAGCAGAGGAGCCCCCCUGGGCCGAGCUCCAUGUGGAGACAGAGACUGCAGUGGCACAAUAACGGCAGGGUGUACAGUCUGCUCAGCCACGGCUCCGAGUACCAGCCGGCCAGGCGCAGGGAGCAGGAGGGCAGCGCGCCCCACAGUCCGGUUCUCCUGCUCAGCAGCCGCCACAACAGCAGCGUUUCCCAGGGCAACGGCGCACACCGACCCCAACCUCCCAGACCCGUAACCCCAAGUGCGGAGGCGCAGCAGCAGACUGCGAGCAUCAACCCGGCAGCGCGGGAAGCCGUCACCUCUCGCUUGUGGUUCCAGCCGACAAGGCAAAGAAACCCGGGAGAUGCCGCCGGGAGACACAGGAACUCAGGUGCCGCGCCAGAGAGGCGUCAGGGCGGACAGCAGUCUCACAGGAGAGUCAACGGCACGGGGCGAGUGGAGGGAAUGCAGGGGGACGACCCCUAUAACCCCCUCAAGUACUCUGAUGAUAACCCCUACUACAACUACUAUGACACCUAUGAGAGGCCCAGAACAAAUGAGAGGCAGAGGCCGGGCUAUGGCACCAGGUACUUUCAGAAUGGUCUUCCAGACUUGGUUCCAGAUCCUUACUACAUUCAGGCUUCAAUUUAUGUGCAGAAAAUGUCCAUGUAUAAUCUGCGGUGUGCUGCUGAAGAAAACUGCUUGUCAAGCUCAGCAUACCGCUCAGAUAUCAGAGACUAUGACCAACGAGUGCUUCUCAGGUUCCCACAAAGAGUCAAAAACCAGGGAACCGCUGACUUCUUGCCAAGCAGACCACGAUACACAUGGGAAUGGCACAGCUGUCACCAACAUUAUCACAGCAUGGAUGAGUUCAGCCAUUAUGAUUUGCUAGACGCAAGCAGUCACAGAAGAGUUGCUGAGGGCCACAAAGCCAGCUUCUGCCUAGAAGAUACCUCCUGUGAUUAUGGCUAUUACAGACGGUUUGCAUGCACAGCUCAUACACAGGGAUUGAGUCCUGGUUGUUAUGAUACGUAUAACGCAGACAUUGAUUGCCAGUGGAUUGAUAUCACAGAUGUAAAACCUGGCAACUAUAUCUUAAAGGUCAGCGUGAAUCCCAGCUAUCUGGUACCAGAAUCUGAUUACUCCAACAAUAUUGUGCGUUGUGAUCUACGAUACACUGGUCAGUACGUGUACACUUCCAGCUGCACAAUUUCCACUUAUUAAAUGCAAAGCAAGGAUUUCUACUCAAGUGAAAGAUCACUGGGAUGUAAACACUUUUAGGUGAAAGCAUAUGGACUUCCAUGAAAAUGCAACUGGAUUUGAAGCUUGUUUCAUAAAGUUAGUGCUAUUCUGGGAGGAGGAGGAACAUUUGGAUGAUCAGUCAUCAAAUAGUUGUAGAUUUUUUUUGUUCUGGUCUCCAUGCGCAGACACUUCAAAACUGAAAUGCCACCUACACGUAGAAGUGACCAUUAAGAAAACUGUUUAUUUACCAGCCAAUAAUAAUUACAUUUAUUUUUGUUUCUCAAUUCCUUGAAAGAAUGAAUAUUAGAUUGUAUAUCCUCUAUGGAGUCUAAAAGUACAUGAAUCAAUCUGACAUGACCCAUAGAUGAGGCCACUAUACACAGAACACACAAAUAUAAACAUCCGUGUGACAAAUGCUAUACACAUAGCACAGUUACCAUGUAAGGUUAAGUCGGUGGAUAAAGGGCCCAUUCAGAACUUUUGAAUCCAACUAAAUUCAUAGGGUUAUACCAAGGAAAACCAACAUGAAUAGUUAUUACAAUGCGAUUACAUACCAUUGUCACUUAUGCUAUUCUGAUUAUAGAUCCUUGGACUAGGCAAAUUUCAGGUUCUUCCACUUGUGCCUUUUAGACUGAAUUACAUCUCUGAGUAUCCCCUUAUUGAAUAUUACUCAAGAUGAUUGAACCAAACAUGGAGCCAUUGAUGACCAUGCAAGGAUUCCUCAAAUGCUUUAUAUGGGCUGUUGGGUUGUCACCAAGAGAGGCAUUCAUAACGGAGUUGCUCUGACUAAAGCACAUAUCGAAAUAAAUAUAGGGGAUUAGCACUCUAAGCAAUCUUGAUAGGCCCUGCUUAAAUGAAGCUAUCUUGUGAUUCUAAUGACUGAAUCAAAGAAUAUAUAUUACCAUAACAUCUAGAGAUUCUGCUUGAAUUUAUACUUGAACAUCUGUGUGUGACAAUGUACCAAAGCAAAAACUGAAAGUGUCAUUCAAGAGGGCACUACCUAUACAAGCAUUAUUACUGUACACAAAAUAUAGAUUCAUCUCUGUAAGAUCAGGGAAUGAUUUUCCAAAUCUAAGUUCCUAAAUACACAAAGCUGAGGUUCUUUGAGAACCAUAUUAAUGAGCCUUAUAAAUACGUUUAGGACGGACUGCUAUCCAGUUUUACAGGUACAUUUUACAUUAUUUUUAAUGGCAGCAAUGAAACAAUGCACUUUUUUUGGGCUGCAGAAAGCGGCAAUAUUACAAGCAAUACAAUAAAGCUGUUGUGUGCCUUCUGCCAAUCAAAGAAUUAGCCUUACUUUUAUUAUACUUGCCACAUGGGACAGUGUCAAAACGGUGCUGAACUGUAACUUGAAAAGAAUCCAUACAAGCCUAUGCUAUUAAAGAGAAAGCUUUUUUUGUGUAUUUGCGCUAGAAUCGGCUUUCCCUUCGUUUGUACUUUGCUUACAUUUCAUGCCUUUGCUACUCAGAAAAAAAGCAUUUAUUUAUACCCUGUUUCUUUAUGCACCUUUCUGUUUUACUUGCCUCUAGUAGAUUUGCAAACUCAUCGGAAAAUUACUUGAAUAAAGUAUUUCAAGUG
Xenopus laevis (African clawed frog) is the source of this 2994-nucleotide messenger RNA. RefSeq names its product lysyl oxidase S homeolog (gene lox.S). The record is from RefSeq and is a predicted model, not a curated record. The transcript has 7 exons. NCBI's taxonomy places the organism in Eukaryota, Metazoa, Chordata, Amphibia, Anura, Pipidae. Gene Ontology annotation, molecular function: oxidoreductase activity, acting on the CH-NH2 group of donors, oxygen as acceptor; copper ion binding; protein-lysine 6-oxidase activity. Bases 130 to 1398 code for a protein of 422 amino acids. Gene Ontology annotation, biological process: collagen fibril organization. Gene Ontology annotation, cellular component: extracellular region.